Molecule: messenger RNA, 3445 nt
Organism: Candoia aspera
Lineage: Eukaryota; Metazoa; Chordata; Lepidosauria; Squamata; Candoiidae
Gene: SUGCT
Product: succinyl-CoA:glutarate-CoA transferase
Exons: 14
Coding region: 102-1502 (466 amino acids)
Molecular function (GO): catalytic activity
Source: RefSeq, a predicted model, not a curated record
AAGACUUGGUCGAAGAGUCCAAAGUUUCCUAAAGCGACUGAUGUCCGCUGCCCAGUAGCUUUGCUGGUCGGCUUCAGCUGUGACCACUGUCAGCAGCAGGCAUGCUGGGGGCUGAGGUGGGAAGAAGCAGCCGCAGCAUGUACCGUCUGAGGAAGGGUCUGUGCCUGGCUCUGGCCAGCGGCGUCGGCUCCUCUCUCGGUCCCCUGGGCUGCCCUCAGCUCAUUCGACUACCCUCCUGCCCUGGCAGCUUCAGGGGGCUGCAGCAGGGAAACUGCGCCCUUCCAGGUGCUGAUACAGUGAAGCCACUCAACGGUGUGAGAAUUCUUGAUCUAACAAGAGUACUUGCAGGACCUUUUGCCACUAUGAACCUGGGAGAUCUUGGAGCUGAAGUAAUUAAAGUGGAAAAACCAGGAUCUGGGGAUGAUACACGAUCUUGGGGACCACCAUUCGUUGGAACUGAAAGUGUUUAUUUUCUCAGUGUAAACAGAAAUAAAAAGAGUAUAGCUGUUAAUAUGAAGAAGCCCAAGGGAGCAAAGAUAAUUAAAGAGCUUGCAGCUGUCUGUGAUGUCCUUGUGGAAAACUAUGUCCCUGGAAAACUAGCUGGAAUGGGCCUGGGUUAUGAAGACGUUAACAAAGUUGCACCUCACAUUGUUUACUGCUCAAUAACAGGCUAUGGUCAGACUGGUCCAAAAUUUCAACGAGCGGGUUAUGACUCAGUUGCAGCUGCUGUUUCUGGACUCUUGCAUAUCACAGGGCCUGAGGACGGUGAGCCAGUUAGGCCAGGAGUAGCUAUGACUGACCUGGCCACAGGACUAUAUGCAUAUGGAGCAAUUAUGGCUGCACUUCUUCAACGACAUAAAACAGGGAAAGGAAUGCACUUGGACUGCAAUCUGCUUUCCUCUCAGGUUGCCUGCCUUACCUAUAUAGCAAGCAAUUUCCUAAACUGCAGAACAGAAUCCAGACGAUGGGGCACUGCGCAUGGAAGUAUUGUGCCGUAUCAGGCUUUCAGAACAAAAGAUGGAUAUAUCGUGGUGGGAGCAGGAAAUGAUCAACAGUUUGCCACUGUUUGCAAGAUCCUCGGUUUGCCUGAAAUCAUUCAUGACCCUAAAUACAAAAACAACCAGCAGCGAGUGGUAAAUAGGAAGGAACUUAUUGGAAUUUUGUCAGCCAGGUUCUUGGAAGAAGAGACCUCCAAAUGGCUAGACCUCUUUGAAGGCAGUGGAGUUCCAUAUGGUCCAAUCAACAGCAUGAAGCAGGUGUUCUCAGAUCCUCAGGUUCUGCACAAUGGACUUAUGAUGGAGAUGGAGCAUCCAACAGUAGGGAAGAUAACUGUUCCAGGACCGGCUGUAAGGUACAGCGAGUUUGAAGUAUCAGAUCCUAAACCACCACCUCUUGUUGGACAGCAUACACUAGAUGUGUUAAAGAAUACAUUGGGGUAUAAGGAUCAUGCUAUACAGGAACUGUUUGACGCUGGAGUAAUAGCUCAGCAUGAAUUCAAGUGAAUUGAUUUGACUUCCAUUGCUGAUGUGGAUGAAGGUUUUGUGAACCAGAAUGGAUAUCUUCAGUUUUCACAGUCUAUUAAUUGAAGUGUGAUUGAAUUCUUCACAUUAUUUUUAUAAUCAUCUGAAAUUCAUAUAGCACCAAAACAUCAACCUUGCACAUUUUUUUAAAGAAUCUGGUUUACCAUCAGGAAAUAUGGGUAUUUAUUUUUGUAAAGUUCAGAGGCCAUCUCAGUAUGGCUCAUCACUCCCCAGAGGUUUUCAUUGUAGGUAUUCUCAAGUUUACUAUAAUUAUAAUAAUGAUGAGUGAUAUCCACAAAGGGACAUUAAAAAAAAAUGUAACACUUGAAUGUUGAGUUUCUUCUGAAAAUAUUUUAACAUAAAAUCACAAUUUUGAGCAAAUACAGUAGGUGGUUUCAUUAUUCAUUUAAAACAGGAGCCUAAGCAGCUUGCCAAUUUCUUACAUGAGCCCUAAUGAAAGAGGCUCUUACAAAGUUAAGUUAGCUAUAUUUAAAUUAAAUUUACCAGGUUUGCUCUGGUAACUAUUUGCUUUCCAUCACAUUACUAUUGAAUAGCAGCUGCAUUGCAACUUAAAAGUUACUCUGUUACAUAUCCCUUGGUCUGCAAAGACAUAUUUAAAUCAGCUGAGUAUUAAACAGUGAAUGAAUAAUGCUAGUGAUUUUGUUCUGGAGAGCUCUUACAUUUUGCUAAAUUUAUUGGAGGUGAAUUUCCAGAAUAAGAGCAGCAGUCCUUUCCCAGAAACAUUAUUUCUGCAAGCAUUUGAAAUACUUUUUUGAGUUCUCUUAAUAAGGAAAUGAAAAUUACAAGCUGACUUCUGCUGCAAUCCUGAAUUUCCAGUUGCAGGAAUAAAAAUUAACGGGAAAUAGAAACUUUUUUUUUUUUUUUGCUUUCUAAAUGUAAAAAACAGCCAAAAGAUCUCUCUCAUCCUCCUUUAACAUUUAGAAUGUCUGGCAAAGUUAUAGCAGUGCUGGGUUCCUUCUAGUGCUUCCUGAAAUGACCAUAUGAUCAUCCUUUAAGUUUUAUUUCAAUCAUCUUUUGCAUUUUAGGAAGUAAACCCAAGCCUUGUCCAUUCUGGAGAUUAGAGGAAGGGAAAGGAUGAUCCAUCUCAUUACGGAUUUAUAAAAAGUUAAAUACUGAAAUUCACUCAAAGCAAGAUCUCUGGUGAAAUUCUCUGUAAUUACUAUUACUGAGUUUUAUAUUAAUUGAGCUAAAUCAAGUUUGAUUCAAUUUGGUUAAAAUUGAUGUAUUUAAAUGUCAUGAUGUAAUCAGGGGUAAGAACCAAAUUCCUUAUUUAUUAUGAUCAGGAUGCCUGGGGAAUCACAUUUCCAGAGCUUCCAAAAUCAACAGAUUGAAUCAGGAGGCAUAUGGAGCUGCAAAUCCAAGGGUGUUCAGCAACAGGAGAGGAAUGUCCAUGCCUUGCCUGAAGUUAGACAUAAAGAAGUUCAUUUCCCUUUCUUCAUCCAAGAAAGCCUAUCAACUGACUACCACAAAAUGUAUUUACAAAGCAAGUAUAAGCCUUAAGCACAUCAUGGUUACUGAUAUUGCAAAAUAAAAUCCACAAUCUUCCUGUCACCAUGUUUUCAGUAGUGCCCUUCCCUGGGAAUUCAUUGAUGAAUUUAGAAUAUCUAGCUUCUAUGCCAAGAGCAACUAAUUGCAUGAGUAAAUCUAGUAGAAUCUAGACCAUAAUUAACAGCACGCGAUACAUGAAAGCAAAACCACUUCUUGUAUACAAAGCAAUGUGGCAUUUCUCCAAAAGCAAAGGGUGGGAGGAGGGCAUCACUGUUCAAUCUUGCAGGCAUAUAAUUUAGAUCAAACGUAAAUCCUGAAUAAGAAGAUUCCAUGGGUUUGUGUGUGUGUGUGUGUGUGUACUAAAAUGAGCCAUUGCCCUCUUUCCCCUAAAACUAAAUAAAACUAACCCAAACUGA